This is a messenger RNA of Caenorhabditis sp. 36 PRJEB53466, 4845 nucleotides long. The record is from the annotation of a GenBank genome assembly. Lineage: Eukaryota; Metazoa; Nematoda; Chromadorea; Rhabditida; Rhabditidae.
AUGACAGGAAGAGGACAUGCCUCCCGAGGUUGGUCGCAUUUUGAAGGAAACUGUGAAUAAAUCCUGAGAGUGAUUGAAUUUCGCAAUUGAUACAAAAUAAUUUUUUAAAGUAUAAAGAAGAUGGAUUGUUAUUUCCUGCUCCCCUUUUUUGAAAAAAAUUAUAAACUGUCUAGAAAUCGGACAAUGUUCGAAAGCUUUUCAGGUGGUCGUUCUUCUCAAAUGCCAGAGUUUGUGCUGGACACUCACCGUCGCGGAAGAGGCCGUCCCCGAAAGUUUCCACUUUCGACUCCCCUUCAGUUGCCGGCCGAUGUCGAACAGAACCCUGACGAUGAAUUCCGGAGCACAGAGGCAGAGUUCUAUCCUGCCGCAGUGGUGGAGGAGGACGAUCGGCUCGAUAUGGAGAAGAUCAAGUUAGUCAAAUAAACAAUUAAUCGGGAAGCUGAGGAAAUUUUAUUUCAGACAAAUUCAACAACAGAAAAUGAUGAUAGUAACUCCGAUGGCUCAGAAGCGCGCACGUGGAAGACCUCCGAGGCAGAGUACUUCGACGAGUCGAACACCAUUGGACGAGGAACUUCUGGAGGAGGAAAUUGUGAUGGAAGACUUGGAACAAGCAAAUGAGCAUCCGGAGGCAUCCGGAUCGUCCGAAGGGCCAUCGGAGAAAAGCGUUCCGCCACCGCCGCUGCUCGGAAGAGGAUCUCGUUCUCGACAAACUCCGAAGAGGCUAAAUGAUUUCGUGCAUUCGGAGAAGAAGUCAGCAACGAGCAGAGUGCAGAGAGUGAUCGGAAUGGCUCCCCUCACUCUUCCGUCUCUGCCGCCGCCUGUACCGCUAACCCAAAGUGCUCCGAUCGAUUGUCCAAUCGCCGAAGAUCGAAUUGAACCUCUAAUACCAAAUGAAGCUCAUAUUGAGGAGACGGUGGAUAAGACGAAACCGAGAAAAGAGCACGAUCCGAGAGAAGGACCUCCUCCCAAACCGGUUUUGCUGGAGAAACUAGAGGAAGGAGCCAGCGGUCCCCCACCGGCACCACGUCAUUUGGCAAAUAAGGCGAACAGUCGAGGACGUCCCGCAACUCACAUGGUGCCACCGCAUCGACGUCCCAUUCCGAAGGAUCUGAUGCCUCCAGGCAUGCUCAAACGAGUUAGUCUCAUGAAAGAUCUGAUUCCCGCGAAACGGAAAGAUGUUCGGGAGAAGUCAAUAGAUGCGAAAGUGUUGCCAUCUGUCGAGAGGACCCGGAUGAGUCCUCUUCUGCCGCUUCAUCUGCCGCCGUUCCGUUCCCGACGACCCUGUUGGCUCAACUGCAGCUUCCAAAAUCCUCUCAAACAGCGUCCAGUGCUCCAACCACUUCGUCGGCUCCGGAUGUAGAUUCCACGGCAGCACCGGAAGGACAUCGAGAAGCCGCAAUCUUGCUGUCGACUAUAGAAGUGAAGCAAGAGCCUCCGGAAGCGGUGAACGAAGUGAUAAUAUCUGAAAGUGACGGCCCUCCGCCAAUGCCUCCUUCACUCCAACAACAACUCCAUCAGCAACAACAAUCUGCAGCAACUUCCGGAGCGAUAUCCACGAAAAAGGAAAGAGAGGCUGGAAAGGAUCUUCCGUCAGAGCAUUUUCCGAAAGAAAAGGCGAGACACGUGUCCACGCGAGGAAUUGUUCCUUUUCAUGAGAAAGAACAGAUGAUGCAGUACGAUAUGAGAGAUCAAGUUCUGAUGCAUCCAGACGAAAUGGGACAACAGUCGAGUGGGGCUCAGCAGAGAGUGCUCACUCUUCAAGGAGGAAGCUUCAUUGAAGAUCGGAUAGGAAGAGCGGAUCUGAUGGAGGACGAGGAGAUGAAAAUGAUGAAGACGAUGCAGCAGCAGCAGUACAUUCAAGUGGAGGAGAAUGGAGUGAACGUCAUGUACGAGGUGGAUCCGAACGAUGUGAUCGAAGGGAAGAGCAAGUGGGAAUGGAGGAUGCCGAAGAAGUGGGACCUGAUGGACAGUAUGCGAUUGGAGGGCAUCAGAUGCAGAAGGAAAUGGAGGAUGACGACGACGACGAUGAGCUACCGCCACAGUUGGUCGCCGAAGGAGUAGCAGAAGAAGUGAUCGAAGACGAUAUGCGAAGAACUGGCGAUGAUAAAUUGCCGUUGGAUGAGGACGGCAAUUUCGAUUUAAAUUUGCUGGAGGAUGGAGAAAUGAUUCGGUUGCAAUCUCCCGGAGGACGACCGCAUGACGUCAGAUUGGCGCGAGAUCAGCUCGGAAAUGCAGUAUUCAUUGACGAGCACGGACAGGUUGUGGAGUUGGUAACGGAUACCGGAGCACUUGUGGAGCCUAACAACAUGCAGGAGCAGCAAGAGAUGAUGGAGCAAGAGCAGCAGGAUGGGGACCAGAAAAAGAAAAUGAUCCUGCAAGGGAGCCAACAGGGAACGUCUGGGCAGAUCAGUGAGUCGAACCUCUGAAUUGCAAUUAAUUAGUUUUGUUUUUAGAUGCUCCGUCCGGUGAUCGUCCCAGUCUAGAGUUCAGCUUUCUGGACACUAACAAUAUUUGCUGUGGCCUGUGCGGAGAAAUCGUGCUCUACGAGAAGCUGGUCUCUGAACAUCUCCCGAACGCGCAUCCGGAAUACAUUUCGCCUGGUGUUGAAUUGGAAGAAGUUCCGUACGACAACUGGCUGAAGACACGUUUGAAGCAAGAAAUGAAGUCGAUGCAGAACGGAUUCCGGCACUACGAUGAACAUGACAAUGCCGGCUUCGGAGGCGCCGUCCGUCUUUAUUCGAAAGGACUCCGACAGCUUCGGAAAGUGAGCCAAAUCCGAGUGAAUGUGAACGAGAUGACGAUGCCGCAACUGGAGAUCGCACUCAAGCGAAAACUGGUGGAAAAAAUGGGCAGGAAGGUGCCGGUGUCGCUGGUCGACCGCCUUCAUGCUCGUUGCGACAUAUGCCAAGCCGUCGUGUCCCUCAACAAAAAGUUCGAAGUGGUCCAUCUCGUCCGCCACUUCAAUGCCUGGCAUCCAGCUGAGCAUCGCUGCAGUCAGGAGUGGAAAGAGAACCAGCAGCCAGCGCCUGUGGCUGGCGUCCGUCGCCAUCUCUCUCUUCACGACUUUGCAGUUGUGAGCACCGAGUCGGAUCAGAAUAAUCUACAGUGUAUAUGGUGUGGAAUGUUCAUGGAUCGCGCGGCGCUCGGAAUGCAUUUCACCGAAGUGCACUCCCCAAGUGUGGCAGUUCCGAAUUGCUCACUCUGUCUCCAGGAGAUGGUUAUGACUGCGAGAUUAAUGGAAAAGUAUGGAGAGGAUUUCGGCAUCAGUCUUCCGGACGAAUUCCACCUGCACAGCACCAAACUGGACGCGAAGUUCAGCUCGGAAAAGUCUUUGGAUAAGGCGAUAGAUAAAUAUCUGAAAAGAUCGAAAGCUGGAAAUGACAAUGAGGAAGAUGAAGAUCGAGAGGAUUCAGAAGCGGUGAGUGAUCAUGAGAGUUGCCAUGAUAUUAUUACAUUUCGUUUUAGAUUUGCACGACAAACAGUCAACAGUCGUUCGGAAGGCGUAACCGUCUGAAACGGAAGUUUGUGAAGCCGUGCUUCCGUCAGAUUUGUCCGACGAACUCUCAGUUCUUCGAGGCAAUCUCCGCGUGCGAGUGGAAGUGUCGUCUGUGCCAUCGAAAAGUGUACGGAGCCGUCAUUUCGGCCGGAGCCAUCAAACACUUCAAAGAAUUCCAUCCGUCUGAAAUAGACAAUAUGCAGUACGAGCUCGUGAAAGCGCGUCUCGAACGGAUCGGAGACGGAUCGAUGGAGUUUGUUCAUCCGCAACUCGUGGAGUGUCUCAUCUGCAAUCUAACCUAUGCUCUCCACAAACCAUUCAAUAUUUGUCGUGCCAUCCGUCAUCUUCGUCUGAAACACCCAGAAGUGAUGCCUGAAACUGCCGGAAAACCAAUUAGCGGGGCGGAGAUAGCAGAGACGACCGAUCUUCAGAAAGCUCCGCUCAAGCAUGAAAUUCGAUUCGGAGAGAUGAUCACAGAUCCUAUCAGCCUCGAAAGGUUCAGAAAGGAGAACUAUGAUCAGCAGUUCGACAAAGUCCAGGUUGUUUAUGGAAUCAAGAAGAACAACGAGCCGGCAUACAUUCUGUUGAUGGAAAACGAGAAGAUGGACAUGAAGACGGCACUGGAGAUGGCUGAAAAAGUGGCAGCUGAAGACAAUCACGACAGAGCCACGGAGAGUCGAUACCAACAAAUGGUCAAUGAAGAUGGCGAGGAAGAGAUCACGGAUAUUCCGAUUGACGAGCAAGAGGACUAUGCGGAGGCCCAAAGAGCGACUGAAAUUUAUCAGUCGGACCAGAAGAAUCAAAUGGUGCUCGACUUCCCGGAGCAGAUUGUGGAGGAGGAGACAGAGGAGAUCGAGAUGUCCGCUGGAACACAGUUCAUUCCGACUUACGAUGCCAACAAUCAUGUGCUGAUCGAGGAAAACGAAAUAAUAGUAAGAGGAACAGUCAGGAAAGCAGAUAAUACCUUUUGUUUUCAGAACGAUGGCAACUAUGAAGUGAUUCAAGAGGGCGAUUACCAAGAAAUGGACGAGGACAACAGAGUGAGCGCUGCCCCGAAUAGGAACUCGGGUGCUGCCCCGAAUAGGAACUUUCCGAAUCAGAACUGGUACGAAUCAGUACUAUUUUCAGUGCUAAUUGGUUCUGAUUCAUACCAGUUUUGAUUCGGGAAGUUCCGAUUCGGGGCAGCACCGAGUGAACCACUUCCCCCUCUGCCUGUUUCCCAAUUCAAUUUCUUUCAGAAUGUCCGUUAUUUGACCGAAGAAGAGCUUCAGGAAGCGCAAGCUCGUGGUGAGCUUCUCGAGUACGCUGUCGAAGAAUACGGAGUCGAGGAGUAUGCAGAACAACAAUAA